AUGGCGGCCUUCUCCGAGUCGGGGCCAGUGUUCAAAUCACGAUGUGCCCAGGUCGGUUUGGCAUCUGCGGAUGUCGAAAAACUCGAGAAGGUGGGUGUGGAUUCACUCGCAAAGGUCGCUUUCAUGACGAGCUACACGCCGGGCUCUGGCGAUGACAAGGACCUCAUCGCGGCGUUCGAGUCGGCCCUCGGGACGCCGCCCUCUGUAGGGCAGAAAAGCUCCUUCCGAAGGUUAUUUCAUGAAGCAUAUGCUGUUACCACUUCGGAAAUGAAGAUGCUUGUGGAGCGGACGGAUGAAUCCAUCCCAAGAAAAUUGAGCGUCCCAGAGAGAUCCGAGCGGUUCGAGGUAGUGAGCAAACGCCUUGUGGGCCUUUCGAUCAAGAAUCGUCUUGAGCCUGCUGAUAGCCUCGUCGACUCCUUCGUGUCGCAGUAUGAGCAGGACAAGUUGCAGUUUGUCCCGUGGGAGAAGCUUGUUUCCAAAGAACAAGAGGCCUCAACAGGGGCAAAGCGAGAGCCUUUCUUCUCGCUGGACAGUACGGGCAAGCUCCGGUCGGAGACGAAGGUUGAGGUCCGUGCCGACACUAGCACGGAGCUGCUCUUGCAGCUCGCGCUUCAGAGGCGCGGCAUCGCUAUGGAAAUGGCGAACAUCCUUGACUACCAUCGUCACCACAUGUGGGUCGAGCGCCUUCUUGCAGCGCGCCUCGACGCACCUCCGUCGACGCACAUGCAGCCCACACUUGAUCAGUGUCAGCAGGCUGAUAGGAAGCUUUGGCAGCUUCUCGGAGAAGCGACUCGCUCAGGCAUCCAGCUCAAAGCUGGGGGGCGUCCAUUGGACACCAUCUUCGAGAGCACGUGGCAGUCACCAGAGGUGCUUCAUCUGCUUCAGCCGAUGCCUCGGGCAGCAGGCGAUUCAGUCACGCAGCAGGUGGCACCGCCGCCGAGGCCGCACGGGCCGGGCCCGUAUGAUCGUCCGGGCAAAGGCCGGAAGGGCACAGGGAAAGGUGCCAAGGGCACCAAAGGCAGCGGGAAAGUUCCUGCCGCUCUUGCGGGCUGCAGAUCUUGCACCAAUGCAGGUGAAAACAUAUGUUUUGGGUAUGGACUCAAAACGUGCAGGGAAACUGUGACUCGUGGUCGCUGCGUGCGCGGAUUGCACAUCUGCGCAUGGCCCAAGUGCGGCAAAUCGCAUCCUGCACUGGACUGUCCGAUGCGUGCUGAGGCUCUCAGCCAAAAGCAAGAGUGA
Molecule: messenger RNA, 1239 nt
Organism: Symbiodinium sp. CCMP2592
Lineage: Eukaryota; Dinophyceae; Suessiales; Symbiodiniaceae
Source: the annotation of a GenBank genome assembly